Polyodon spathula (Mississippi paddlefish) is the source of this 1729-nucleotide messenger RNA. RefSeq names its product chromogranin A (gene chga). Gene Ontology annotation, biological process: negative regulation of catecholamine secretion; defense response to bacterium; negative regulation of insulin secretion. Bases 243 to 1544 code for a protein of 433 amino acids. The transcript has 8 exons. NCBI's taxonomy places the organism in Eukaryota, Metazoa, Chordata, Actinopteri, Acipenseriformes, Polyodontidae. The record is from RefSeq and is a predicted model, not a curated record. Gene Ontology annotation, cellular component: chromaffin granule.
CUCCUCUAUAGCUGCCAUAUAAAGCAGGUGUUGCUGCAUUAAGCUCAGCCAGACCUUCACGAGAGGCACAGGGAAACGUACUGCUGCAUAUCUGGUUAAAAGAAACCGCGACCUCCUAGCAUAAACAGCAGCAACAACAAAACAUAAUAUUAUCUCAACAGAUUUACUGAAGAUAUUUGAACAUUACAAGCGACUCAGAACCAGAAUCACACCAGCUUUUGUAAAACAUAUUCCGUUGCAAAAUGUUAACAAGAGGCUGUUUGAUCUUGACCUUCUUUGUCUACCACGCAUUUUCUCUACCCAUAUCCUCCGAUCAUGAGGAUAAAGAGAAAGCAAAGGUGAUGAAGUGCAUUGUGGAGGUUAUUGCAGACACACUGUCCAAGCCCAGUCCUUUACCAGUCAGUCAGGAGUGUUUGGAUGCUCUCAGGGGAGACGACAGAAUAAUUUCAAUAAUUCGCCACCAAAAUCUUCUUAAAGAACUGCAGGAGCUUGCUGCUGAAGGUACUAGCGAAAGAGCCCAGAAACAGAAGAAAAGCAGCAACUUGGCCGAUCACAUUUCUGGCGUCCUUCACAAUGACAAGGAUGCUGAAGCAGAUCAAUCCAUGCUGGCUGUGCUGGGGCUGCCAAAGUCAUCUGUGGACAAGGAGGAGAAGAGAGACGAGUCGCAGGAAGAAGAGAAGAAAGACACACAGCUAGUCAAAGACCUCACUCAAGACAGUGCCGAGUCUCUGCAGGACAAUGAGCUUGAGCAGAGCGAGAAGGAUCAGAAGAGAGAAGAUACUCCUGACAACCACAUCACAGACUCUGUGAGCAAGGAGGUCUCAGUUUCUGAGGAGAAGGACAGCACACAAGAAGAGCCUGAGGACACCAGGGAAGAACCAUCCAAACCCGACAAAGAAAGAGAACGCUCUUCCCAAGAGGAAGAAGAGACAGAGAAUGAGACCAAAGAGGAGCAAAGAUUACAUAAAGACAGUUCUGAGAGUGACUAUUCCAAGAACAUUUCUGAGGAAGACAAAGACGAGAAGAUCUCCAAGAAAGAAGAUUCAGAAGAAGAUAAGAAAUCCUCAGAGGACAAAAUGGAAAGUCUCAAAGCAGGGGAAGAGAGUCUCCAUGGCAACGUGGCCGAACGAGAGGAGAAGAGCAGCAAGGCCGAGGUUGAAGGAGAGUCCAAAUGGCUGAACAAAAUGGAUGAGUUGGCUGAGCAACUGUCCUCAAAGAAACGCUUUAGGGAGGAAGAGAAGGAAGAGAACUCCACUGAAAGAUUGCAGGCCCCCCUUCCCAAUAGCCCACUCCUCGAUGGAGACCUGCGGAGACAUCUGACAGCUGAGAAGCACUAUUCAAAGGAGGCCAGUGUGGAAGAAGAUGGCGCCAGAUCCUUUGAGCCUACAGAGCUCCAGAUGAUGCACCAUCCCGACGUGGAGGAGAAAAGGGAAGAAGAAGGCAGCGCUAACAGGAAACCUGAGGAGGAUAUUGAAAGCCUGGCUGCGAUUGAGACGGAGCUGGAGGACGUGGCCCAGAAACUCCAUGAGAUCCAGAGAGGCUAACCUCCAAGAACAUCUCAUCCAAAAGAACUUUGACUUCCCAUUUAUCUGACACCCCGUCUCCUCCCCCUUAUUUUGAGCUUUGCUAUUUGCCCGCUUAUGAAAUCCUUUUGCACUCUGUAAUAAUAAUAAUAAUACAAAUAAAGAUUACAAUGAUACUACUACCGUUAGUAAUAAUAAUAAAAAAA